Bombus impatiens (common eastern bumble bee) is the source of this 2141-nucleotide messenger RNA. RefSeq names its product paramyosin, short form. The coding region runs from base 1063 to 1959 and encodes 298 amino acids. The transcript has 3 exons. The record is from RefSeq and is a predicted model, not a curated record. NCBI's taxonomy places the organism in Eukaryota, Metazoa, Arthropoda, Insecta, Hymenoptera, Apidae.
UGUUACCACGCUAUGUAAUAAGGCUCAAAAUUAAGAACAUCGUUAAGGAAAAAAACACGACGUUACCUACAUGAAAAAUUGACAACAGUAUUAUCAACCAUUUUCAACGGUAUCUUAAAGAGUAUCGUCGUUCUGUAAUGACAUAAAGAUUAUUUGGGGUCAUUAAUUGAGGAUGAUGCAUAAAGAGUACGCAAUCCUACUAUUAAUAAACGUCGUUCAACACCGAUCAGUCACGAUCUAAUUAUUAGCCGAGUGGUGCUGAUUGGCCGUUCUCAAUGUGGCAAUCGUAAGGAAAAAGUACAAAAGAUAGCAGCGCGCUUGACCGGCCUAAUUUUUCUCGACCGUUUCGUAGCAACUGUCACCUCCGAUCGUUCGACAAUGAAAAAUCUGUAGAUGUUGGAUGAAACAUUAACAAUACCCAUACAAAUACUCGAAAAAAUAGAUCCGCCAAUUCGUCAAAGUGUACAUUUCGAAGAAGCAGUUUGUCGGUGGUCGAUAUCUCCCAGUGAAGAUCGAUACUUGUGAUAUUAUACAUUGUAAUAAUAGCAAAGACAGAAUUCGCAGAAGGAGAAAUUCAAGCAUAGAUAAAUCUCAAAUAUAGGUUUGGAGAAUUUAGAAUUCAAAUUUUUAUUCGAUUGAAAGAUUUAAUCGGUAAACAAGACGAUCAAUACAAAAGUUUCAGCGAAGAGAGCAAUACUCCUAAGCAAAAUAAAAACGAAGAAUAUUUUAAGACACUUCCUAUAAAAGCUUCGGAAUCGUAUGAUACUCUACUCGAGACAAAUAAUUUGUCAGAAAUCGCUUUAGAAAAAAACUGAGGGAAAUUUUCCCACAGAGAAAACAGCUUCGGAAAGAAGAAGAGACGUUGAUCAUCUUCCAAGAAAUUCUCUUCGUACGAACUCCUUUGCCAAUCAGAAGAAGCUUUCAAACAACUCUUUAAGUAAAACUUGUGAAGAAUCCUUUAAAGAGAAAACAAUUUCCAAAGAACGCUUAAAGGCAAUCCUCGAGUGAAUUAAAAAAAAACCUAUCUACCUAGAGAAACCGAAAAAACCGCGACAAACAAAAAUGUCAAGCUACGUGCCGCCAAUGCACGUGCCUUUGGAGCCAAAAUGGAAGCACUGGCCCACCUACAUUUACGACAAGAACUACAAUUACGGGAUCAAUUUCUAUCAACCGAUGCUGGAUCACAUCGAUCGGCAAGCUCGAUGUUCCUCGCUGCCGCGCGAUUAUUGCGCUCGCAAAACAGAACCACCGGAAUUACCCUGGUCAGAUGGUAGAGCGUUAUGGGAGGGCAAACCGAUCGAAACAUACUCGAAACACGAGCUGAUCAGACGGGCGAUCGAUGCUGAGGACGAGGCCAGGGAUCAUCUGUCCCAGUUCAAGAUAGCGAAUCGGUCCGACUUCAGUUUGUCGAAGACGGCGCAGGCCAGCCACGUGACUAGAGAAGUAUUUCCACGAAAAUUUGAAGAUUUCCGGCUAAAACCGUUGCCCUUGCUCGUGGAUAGUGCACGCACCAAAGCUGAGGCUAGACAGCUGCAACGUGAAAUGGCCGACAUCGAUUUCCGAUCGCUGAGAGACGUGCAACACAUGUCCGAGGUACAGGACGCCCUCGAUCAUGGAAGAAGUCUGCGUGGUAAAUCAGCUAGAGCGAUCGAGUUCCAUUUAACGGCGGAAGCUCUGAAGAACUUGAACAAGAGUCAAGAAUUGGCCGAUAUUAGAAAGUACCAGAGGGAGACUGCCUCCGCGAAUUAUUCGUGGGACUGCAGAGAUCAUCUGAAGUUAAUGGAGGAGAGAACGAGGAAUUUGUUGGAUGAGGAUAGAUUGACCGCGCCGUUGAACAGCCUGAGCAGGGAGCUGAAAGGAUACGAAGAGAAGUCGAGCAACUACUACCUGGACAAGAGGUAUCGACACCCGACCAGACCGAGACGAUUAUACGGAUGCCUGGGAAUCAGGCCCGCUUGAAAGGAUGGAAAUUCUAGUAGAUUAGUUUAACCGUGUGGGUAAGAUUAAUGUGACACGGAACAAUGAAGAGAAUAAACGAUAAAUGAGAAGUAAUUGCACUGUCGUUUGAUUCUCAGAAGCUUGUAAUUGUAGAUUAGGCGAGUAACGAUUUGUUGAAGAAGAAAAUGUUUUGAUUAGACGAA